AUGAAUGUGCCAAGUAGAGUCAAGGUCUUUGCGUGGAGGGCUCGUAGGAAUGGACUACCAACUUUGCUAAACCUUAAAACAGGCAAGGUUGUUGAGGAAGCUAUCUGUGAGUGGUGUAAUGAGGAUGAUGAAGAUAUCAAUCAUGCUCUACUAAAUUGUAAAACUGUCAGAGAGAUACAAUAUAGGGGUAACAAUGGCGACUUGGAGAAGUUGUUUUUGAUAGCAUGGGGUAUGUGGUAUAGAAGAAACCAGAGACUACAAGCAGACGUGGUUCUUACUUCUAGACAGGCAACUGAGAAUGCUCUGAUCACCUAUAAAUCUCACUUGCAAAUCCAAGAACCUCAUGGUGGAAAGACAGUGUGUCGAUGGUUGCCUCCUGAACAAGGGAUGCUAAAACUUAAUGUGGAUGGGGCAGUGUUUGCAAACCAACGAAGGGCGAGGGUGGGAGUUAUCCUACGAGAUGACAAAGGUGGUGUAAUCCUCUUAGCUUGUAAGAAGGAAAAUGAGAUUAAUGACCCUCUUGAGAUCGAGCUGCUUGCAAUCUUGAGAGGUCUCCAGAUUUGUCUUCCUCUUGGGAUACCACAACUUGUUAUUGAGAGUGACUAUUUGCUUCUGGUAGAUGAAAUACGAAAUGACAAAGCUUCAAGAUCACUUCAUGAAAAUCUUGUGACAUAG
This is a messenger RNA of Juglans regia (Persian walnut), 675 nucleotides long. RefSeq lists its product as uncharacterized. The transcript is spliced from 2 exons. The coding region runs from base 1 to 675 and encodes 224 amino acids. NCBI's taxonomy places the organism in Eukaryota, Viridiplantae, Streptophyta, Magnoliopsida, Fagales, Juglandaceae. The record is from RefSeq and is a predicted model, not a curated record. Gene Ontology annotation, molecular function: RNA-DNA hybrid ribonuclease activity; nucleic acid binding.